AUGCCAGCCAAGAUUCCGUUCUUCGAGGCGUCCGAAUCGCUGCAGCAGCGAUGGCGCGAGUCGACCGCAUCGCUGCGUGUCACAGCACAAGUCUACGUAUUUGCGCUGCUCAUCGCCAUCGGGCUCUUCCGCCAUUACCUCGCACCUCGAUCUUCACCAGACCACACGUUCGGUUCUGCUGCUGCCACGGACGCACCCGGGGCCAAGGACGAGACGAUCGCCGAGGUCGCCGAGAUCUUUAUCUACCCGAUCAAGUCGUGCGCCGGCUCGUCGGUGAGCCAUGCACAGCUCACGCAGCAGGGGUUCGACCUCGAUCGACGAUGGAUGGUCGUCCGGCUGCGGGAAGGCAAGGUCGAGAAGAUGUCGCUGAAAGAAGAGCCCAGACUCACACUCAUCCAGCCGAGCAUCGACGAGGCGCACAACAGGCUGAGCAUCAAGCUGACCAAAGAGGGGGAGAAGGUCCACAAGGGAACGAAGCUGGGAGAGACAGAGACGGUGUUAAGGCCAACGGCGGAGGAGCUGAGGAAGUGGAAGGAGGUACCCAGAGUGGAAAUGUAUGGCGAUUUUGCCGACGGCCGUGUGGCAGCGCUGCCAGAUUCAAGCGGCCGUAAGCUAAGUCCCAGCGAAUGGAUCAGCGAAUUCUUGGGAUACGCUGUCUUGUUGAUCCACUUUGACACGACAUCCCGAACGGCGCGGGCGGCGUUUCCGAUCUUCAAGCCCCCCACCGACAGCGCGUCGUGGUCUUCUCAAGAUCGGGGUGAGCUGUAUCGCGAGCGCGGAAUCGAGUUCCAGGACGAGUAUCCCCUGCUGAUCGCGACGCAGGAAUCGCUCUCGCUUGUGCGCAACCAACUCACCUCCGCACUCAGCCCCAACGGCACCGAAGGUCGACCUAUCGCCGGUAUCGAUGCUACCAAAUGGGCCGAUUCGUCCGCACUCAGCAUUGCGCGCUUUCGACCCAACAUUGUACUGCGCUCUUCUCCCGGUGAAGCUUUUGCGCCAUUUAGUGAGGAUUCGUGGGAACGAAUUUGGAUCCUCCCCAACGGACGUUCGCGCUCCAAGGCAGUGUUGCAGCUCGUGGCACGGUGUCAGAGAUGCCUGCUCACCGCUGUCGACCCCAUCACUGCCGAAAAGGACGCAAGUGUACCGCUGAAGUUGCUGAAUCGAAGUAGGAUGCGCGUCAAGAAAACAGCCAGCGAGGGGGGAAAUGGAAGAGCGGGUCCGUGCUUUGGAAUGUACGCCAUCCCUUUGCCGCUCGACACUAGCGCCUAUGGCGAGCUCAGCACGGGCGAUAGCGUCAAAGUCCGAUGGCGCCCUUUCAGCACCGACGACGAACCAGACCGUUCGCAUCUCCCCACCUAG
Moesziomyces antarcticus is the source of this 1359-nucleotide messenger RNA. RefSeq names its product mosc domain protein. The record is from RefSeq and is a predicted model, not a curated record. Gene Ontology annotation, molecular function: catalytic activity; molybdenum ion binding; pyridoxal phosphate binding. NCBI's taxonomy places the organism in Eukaryota, Fungi, Basidiomycota, Ustilaginomycetes, Ustilaginales, Ustilaginaceae. The coding region runs from base 1 to 1359 and encodes 452 amino acids. The transcript is spliced from 2 exons.